Messenger RNA from Nerophis ophidion (straightnose pipefish), 1734 nucleotides. Its product is annotated as putative methyltransferase DDB_G0268948. The transcript has 6 exons. The record is from RefSeq and is a predicted model, not a curated record. The coding region runs from base 713 to 1522 and encodes 269 amino acids. Lineage: Eukaryota; Metazoa; Chordata; Actinopteri; Syngnathiformes; Syngnathidae. Gene Ontology annotation, molecular function: S-adenosylmethionine-dependent methyltransferase activity.
AGUUAUUUAUGGUCUGUGUUCACCUGUUCAACAUUGCAUCAGUUUUUUAAAGAUCUCUCCGCCGUCCAGCAUUCCCGCGUAGCGAGCCAGCUGUGAUUGACAAGCAUGAAAGACAUCAUUCGAGUGCGAGAGGACUGCUUAUGUUAAAGAACCGCUUCCUUCUCCGCGUUGCAUAUUUAAAUCCUCCUUACCUUAUCCUCGCUCUCCUGGUUCCUGCAUCUCGGGGUCACGACAACUGCAGUCAUGCGAGGUUCCAUACGGUGGUAUUUGAAGAUUCUCAAUGACAAGGUAGGGCAGCCUUAGGGGCGAAGUUUGGAGUGAUUGAUGGUCUGGGCUAACCCGUUCAUUGCAUCAGUUUUUUCCUACAAAUAUAGUUCCAUGUGACAAAAGCCAGCUGUGAUUGACAAGAAUGACAAAGCCAACAUUGCUUUGGUUCCGUGUGGAAUUGCUUGACAAAGUCUAAUUGGUACAUUUGCUCAAACCAGUGCUGGUAAUCUAUGGGCUAAAAAAAAAAAAAAAAAAUGUAAUAUUGCCACUUUUUAACACAACCCCACCAGAAAAGCACCAAGCAUGCAUGUUCUUGUGCUGACAUCUACUGUUAUUUCAAUGCAAAUGCAUAUGCAAAUAUGAGAACAAAAAAAAAAACCGACAGCCCUCCACCUAUGUUGAUAUAUAUGGGCUAACAUGCUCAUCGAGUUCAUUCUGGGGAAUCAUGGCGGUGAGAUUGUUUGAAGAUAGCGAACACGCCGCUGCUUACCUGCAGUACAGAAUGACCCCUGAGGAAAUGGUCACAAGGAUUAUGGACUUCAUGAAACCAAAGGCGCAAAGGAAGUUCAACCUCGCAGUGGAUGUUGGAUGCGGUUCCGGUCAGGGGACCGUACUCUUGGCCCCCUUCUUUGACCAGGUUGUUGGGACGGACAUUAGUGCUGCCCAGCUGGACAUGGCUCAGGCUAACAAUGGGCGCCCAAAUGUGACGUACAGGCAGUGUCCCGCAGAGGAACUACCGUUUGAGUCGAACCAGGUGGACCUCCUGGCGGCCAUGACGGCGGCCCACUGGUUCGACCGCCAGCGCUUCCCGAAGGAGGUCGACCGUGUGCUGAAGCCCGGUGGCUGCCUGGCCCUGCUGAGCUAUGCCUCAGAUGACAUGGAGCUGGAAUAUGGCGAUGCCACAAGUGCGCUUAACAAGAUCUGUGAAGAGCUAUAUGCAGUGUUGCGACCCUUCAGACACCCUCUGACCUCCUCUUCAAAGCUCUACUUAGAACUGUUUGAAUCCUGCGCCUAUACGGAAAAAGAGUGGAAUGGCCGUCUACGAGCUAAAAGGACGGUGACUGUGAACAGUUACAUCGGGAUGGUCGAGACGCUCUCCUCCUACCGGACUCUUAAUCAACAUGACGCCGCCGGGGCCAAACUUCUUUCUGACAACAUCAGGAACAAGUUGUUGAGCGCCAUGCAGGUGUCCUCACCAGAAACGGAGCUCACCUUGGUCAUCAACUAUUUCUACAUGCUUGCACGCAAACCUUAAAGCUUGCGACUGGCGCCAAGACAGACAAGGUUGCUCGGAAAUAAAAUCUCCCUGUAUCCUGAAUAAAAUGUGAAAUUGGAAAAAAAGGGAGUUGCAGAAGUUGUUUGAUUCGACAUGAUUUCCUAAUGCAUAUUAAAGGCUGCCUUUAUGUUGUGCUUCAGCUGCUGUGAAUACAUUUUAUUGUAUGUAUAAAAAGAUUCUCUAACGGGAAA